AUGAGUGCCAGGAGUCUAAGAAUUAUUAGUAUCAAUGAGGAGGAGUUACUUCUCAACCAACAGGAUAGAGACACUGUAGAUCAGACAAUAAUCAAAGAGAAGAGGAUAUUAUAUGUUGUAUUAUCACUUAUCUCUGUGACAUUGUUAGUUUUAUUCAUUGUUGUAUUGUCAGCAAUACUCAUACCAUCAAUAGAUAAUGGAAAGAGUAUAAUACUUGGCAAUUGUACAGUGUUGGAGAAUACAUAUACAAGUGUAUUGUGUGGCGGCGAUGAUGAUUGCACCGAAUACAACACCAACCUAUGGUGGUACGAGCUGUUUGAGAAGGACUACGGAGACAAUGCCGAGCGAAUGUUUAUCAACAGCGUGUCUUACGGAGCGCCCAAUACCGAGUACUCGGGCCCCAACAUCCCCAGCAAUCCAGGCAACAACGACUCAUCCGUCGACCUGUGUCACAACUGUUAUAGUGGCCGCAACAUAGUUGCCAUCACACAUCGCGGCCAGACCUACAACUCAACGGUGGACGGACUGUACUCGGAUAACUUUGACUGGGUCAAGGGCUACGUGGCCAACUACCCAGUGGGCGAGUCGUUCCCAUGCUACUACGACACACGCAAUCUUCAACACAUCAUCUGGUUCGUUGCACCCAGCUACUCAAUGAUGGCUGCCGUCUCUGUCAUCAUCUCUGGUGUACUAUUCUUCAUUGUUGGUGCGGUCUUUGCCUUCUUCAUAUUCAUGUGCGAGCGUGGCAAGAUCAUCGUUAGGUACAAUGCCAGCGGUACUACAUCAACAAAGAUGAGAUACACAUGUAUAUAG
Molecule: messenger RNA, 813 nt
Organism: Acytostelium subglobosum LB1
Lineage: Eukaryota; Evosea; Eumycetozoa; Acytosteliales; Acytosteliaceae
Exons: 2
Coding region: 1-813 (270 amino acids)
Source: RefSeq, a predicted model, not a curated record